AUAAGGAGGGAAGUAGUUCCUCAGUUGUAUUAUCGCUCCGCUGUCUUAAACGCUUCUUUAAAAUUAAACGUUUCUGUGCGUUUCGAAACCGUAAAAACAGACAAUCCGAUGGUAACGCAGUGGACAGUGGUAUAAGGAAACGAGCAGGCCGACGUUAACGUUGUUUUCGGUCCCAAACGCGAACUAUACAACAUGGCGGAGCAACAUCUACGACGUCCUUCGCGUUUUCCUUUUUGAGAAAGUGCUCAGAGUUUUGGAAAUAGAGGAGCAGGGUGAACCAAACGGAACCGGGGGUGACGGCUCUCGGGGGCAGCACCACUUUCUAAAGUUUGUGUCGGUAAUUUCCUGGAGUCUCUAAACUAAACCGUGCUGGUUUGUUUACAUUUUUAUCGCAGGCGUGUAUGUGUCUGAUUAGUCAUUUACAGCACAACGCGCUCCAGCUUGUUGGGCUGGUAUUUAGAGACUCGGUCCAGAAAAUAUAAUGUUACCGAGCCAGGUUGGAUCUGCACCAUCUGGAAACGGGUCGGGUUCGGGCAGGGGAACGACAGGACACGGUUCGGGGGCUGUCGGCGGCGGCAUCCGUCCCGUUUUGAUCAGAGCAGGGCAAGCCUUACCGGGGGUGAGCGAGAGCGCCGGUUCUGCCGGGCGACAGGCGGAAAGAGACGCCGCCGGGAUGCUGGGAGCGAACGGUCCAGGAGGUCCGAGAGGGGCGAGACCGGGGAACGGAGCUGGGAUCGCCGCCUUGCAGAGCGCGGGCCCGGGCGGCAUGGUGGGCUUGAACACCGGACUUAUGUUGCCGCACGCCGCCCGGUUCGACCCGGACAGAGAGAGUGCGCCACUCUGCAGCGGCUCCGACAAUGACUCGGACUCCGGGGAUGACGACGACCCAGUGGGUUCACUCGGGGACAACAGGAGGGGGGUGAAGCGGGAGAGAGGGGAGAUGGAGUCCGCCGUGACGGGACAGGACAUGGGAGGACCCCCCGGAGGCUACAGCAUGGUGUCCGGAGGGGUCGCCGGGGCAAAGCCGGGGAAGAAGACACGUGGGCGCGUAAAGAUAAAAAUGGAGUUUAUUGACAACAAGCUGAGGCGGUACACGACUUUCAGCAAGAGGAAGACGGGUAUUAUGAAAAAGGCCUACGAGCUCUCCACCCUGACGGGGACCCAGGUCCUGUUGCUGGUGGCCAGUGAAACGGGUCAUGUCUACACUUUUGCCACUCGCAAACUCCAGCCCAUGAUCACCAGUGAGACGGGCAAAGCUCUGAUCCAGACGUGCCUGAACUCCCCGGACUCGCCGCCGCGCACCGACCCCUCCAUGGACCAGCGCAUGAGUGCCACGGGCUUCGAGGAGACGGACCUCACCUACCAGGUGUCGGAGUCGGAGAGCAUGGGCGACGCGAAGGAAAGGAGCCUGCAGGAACUGAAGCCCACGUUCACGGUGGCCAGCCUGCCUGGCACCACCAGCAGCGCCCAGUCCACGGUCCCCACCACCUCCACCACCAUGCAGGUGAGCAGCGGGCCUUCCUUUCCCAUCACCAACUACCUGGCUCCCGUCUCGGCCAGCAGCAACAUCAGCGCCAACGGAACGGUCCUGAAGAGCGCCGGCGCCUCCGCGGGGGUCAUGCAGCUUCCCAGUGGCUUCACCUUCAUGCCUGGAGGCACCCCUCUCCCCCCCGGCACCCCCACCAUUACUCUGAGCCAGCUGCAGCAGCACUCCCUGGCCCUGCAGGGGCAGCACGGCCAGGCUCUGGCCACCGCCCCGCAGCCACAGCAGGGACAGCAGGCUGUCUUCCGCUUCCCUGCUGCUGUCUCCCUCACAGGAGCCGGGGUUCCUCAGCAGCUCCAGGCCAUCCAGGUCCACCCCAACACCCAGUCGCCCUCCAACAACGACAGCAGCCCGGAGAUUUCACACACCUCCACCAACUCCACCGCAACGGUGAGUCUCCCAGCAACCAUUGUCACCUCAUCAGUGCCAACGUCUGUGGCGGGUCACAUGAUGUAUCCCAGUCCCCACACAUUGAUGUACGCCUCCACGCCAGCGCUCGCUGACGGGAGCCUCGCUGUGCUCAACGCCUUCUCCCAGGGCACCUCUGCCAUGCAGGUGUCUCACGCACAGGCCCAAGACACAGGUGCUGUCCCUCAGGUGUUCCUCACAGCACCUCCAGGCACGGUGCAGAUCCCCGUCUCAGCGGUGCAGCUACAUCCAGUACGGCAAGAUCUACAUUUCACAAAUGGUGAUUGGCCAGCAGUCGAGCGGCAGCAGUAACUUGACGGAGCUCCAGGUGGUGAACCUGGACGCAGCACAGAGCUCAAAGAGUGACUGACAGACAGCCGACGCUGUUUAAGGCAGCACAUCCAGGGACAGAGACUCACUGACAUCUCUAUUUAUUGAUGCCUUCCUACAGUUUGAUACACCUCUGAAUGUGUCUUCAAAGUACACACAAACACACACACAAUUAAGGGCAUAUGUGUGGCUGACCCUUACAGUAUGUUUUGGUUUAUAAAUAAAUUAUAAACUAUAUAUAUAUAAUAUAUAUAUAUAUAUAUAUAUAUAUAUAUUGCAAAUGCAUAGGAAAUGUAUCACUACUACUAUGCCAUUAGAUGGUGUUAUUUUUUGUGUGCGUGUGUUUUUGAAAAAGUGUAAUUACAUGAACACACAAACUGCGAGGUGCCACAGCGACACACCAGCCAAAGAGACAUUUGUUUGUCUGAAUGUUCCAGUGUGAGCAGUUUGUGCAUGUGCAUUUCUGGGUUUUGUAAAUGGGCUUGUUCGAAAAAAAAAAGGAAAAACAAAAAAGGAGGAAACAUUUGGAAAUGUACAUAUAUAUUUUUUUUUUAAUCGAGACAUAUUUUUAGCCUGGUUCAGUUUGUGCUACAGCAUGUAGUUUUUUACGCAGUGGUUUUGUAUGUACAUGAAAAUGAUUUGCAUAAAGAUGAGGUAUUUACAUGUACAUGUAAAUUAAUUUAAUAUACCAUCAUAUGUUGAUUACACUGUCAUGCUGUGGGAGAUUUCACUACGAGAUGGAAUAAGAACGCUGGAUGUUUUUUUUUUAGUUCCUUUUUUUUUAUUGUAACAUUUGCAGGACUGUCCUUCAAACGGUAUUGAAUCGCUACAUCACUAGAUAUUUAUGGUUUACUGUAAACAUGCUCUUUACUUCAGCUGGGAAGGUGCCGUAGUGUGAGGUCUCCUGAUGAAGCCCUGAUCUGGCACUUUGCGUGUGGGAGCUAUGACAAUCUGACAGAAAUCGUGGCUUAUUUAUCUCGGACGUAGCACAGUGCUGUCUACAGUAUAGUUUCAUGUGUUUGACACAAAAUAGGAUUUUGAUGUGUUAAAUUCUUCACUGUCCACAGUUGAUAACUUUGCUGAUAAGGAGUAAUUGAAGUUUUUGUUCACCUAAUUUGAAAUGUGACCUUUUCUAAAUAUAUCGGUGUUAAACAGGUUUUUACAGAAGCUGAUCAGUUAUUUUGUCAUGUGUUUAAAGAGCAAUACACUGUAAGCCUGUCUCCCUGAUUUGCCUCCACCACACAGUAAAACUUCAAUUACGUGACACUUGAGUUGGUGAACUGGACACAAAAGCCUGGUUUAAUUAGAAGCUCUGUCGAUUUAGCAGUUUGGCUCGAUCAAUACUACGAUCGAAGUUUUGCUGCUUCUAUAUAUAUAUCUAAGCACAAUGAGGUCUCGAUGCUGUAGUAUUGCACUUAUUUUUGUAAGAACGAGAAUCUCUUCAUUUGGAAGCAACUCCAGGUGCUACUAAAUGUCAACAUAAGCCCCAGCUGACAGCGUCUCGCUAUGUACCUCAGCAAUCAUGAAUCAUCAGACAAGGAGCCUUCUUGCUGCACCAUAGUGCCUCUUUUCCAUGGCUAGUUUUAAAAUGAGUGCAAAGCAAAAGAUGUGAAGGGUUUUGGACCUGACACGUCGUCUGUGCCCAGAGAGUAAAGAACCUGUGGCAGAUAAAGCCCCAAUGCUGACUGCUGUUACUCAGAAGCCAGACUCUCUGGUGUCUGUGUUGUCACGUCCCCCCACAGGGCUGCUUGCAUACAAAUAUUACAUGUUACACUCUCCCAUAGUUUGUGGUGGUUCUUCUAAAGUAUCAUUUGUAAAUGGGGCUUAUUGAACACAAGUUGUGGUUUUCACCUUGUCCUUAAGAAAUUAGUUUAUUUUGUGUAUUAUUGUUUUGUUGUACAGACAUUUUAUAAUAAAACAAGAUGAAACACUUUGAA
This is a messenger RNA of Betta splendens (Siamese fighting fish), 4218 nucleotides long. RefSeq names its product serum response factor b (gene srfb). Bases 482 to 2263 code for a protein of 593 amino acids. The record is from RefSeq and is a predicted model, not a curated record. Gene Ontology annotation, biological process: positive regulation of transcription by RNA polymerase II. NCBI's taxonomy places the organism in Eukaryota, Metazoa, Chordata, Actinopteri, Anabantiformes, Osphronemidae. Gene Ontology annotation, molecular function: serum response element binding; DNA-binding transcription factor activity, RNA polymerase II-specific; protein dimerization activity. The transcript has 8 exons.